GAGUUUAAUAUUUCGCGAUCGUAUCCAGGGUAAUAGAGAUAAUGAAUUAAGUGAAGAUCAUAGAUAAAGACAAGUAGACAAGCUGGUGAGGGUGAAGAUCUAGUUCGUCACAAUCACAAUUCACUGAAAUGAAGCCAUAACCAGUUUUUACUUGAUAUGCGUGUUUCGUUUCUAUAGCGUCUGUAAUCUGUGUUCCUUCAUUACUUUGACGGCAAGCUUGUCACUAGUCAAAUCAAUUGACUGUUUUGCUAUUCUGCCGGUAAACCAAAGAAUUUUCAUACGUAAACCAUAUUUUCUUACAAGAUGCCCAAGAAAUCCAAAAGAGCAGAUACCUCCGACUCAGAUUCUGGUCCAGAGGACAGGGAACCAAUUAAGAAAAAAGUGAAAUCUGAUAACAGUUUCCGUACUGAAGAUAGUGAGCCUACUUGGGAUCUGGGUAAAAACCGAUUUGUAAAAAUCAGUGACUUCAAAGGUAAAGUCUAUGUCAACAUUAGAGAAUUCUAUAACGCGGACGGUGACUUGCGUCCCGGGAAAAAGGGAAUUAUGCUCACAGGCGAGCAGUGGCAGAGGUUCAAAGCCUCAGUAAACGAAAUUGAUGAAGAACAAUUCAUGUCUUGUAUAUUAAAUAUGUGA
Messenger RNA from Dendroctonus ponderosae (mountain pine beetle), 633 nucleotides. It is a transcript of the gene Ssb-c31a, whose product is annotated as RNA polymerase II transcriptional coactivator. Bases 304 to 633 code for a protein of 109 amino acids. The transcript is spliced from 3 exons. Gene Ontology annotation, cellular component: nucleus; transcription regulator complex. The record is from RefSeq and is a predicted model, not a curated record. Gene Ontology annotation, biological process: positive regulation of transcription initiation by RNA polymerase II. Gene Ontology annotation, molecular function: transcription coactivator activity; DNA binding. NCBI's taxonomy places the organism in Eukaryota, Metazoa, Arthropoda, Insecta, Coleoptera, Curculionidae.